Molecule: messenger RNA, 880 nt
Organism: Cantharellus anzutake
Lineage: Eukaryota; Fungi; Basidiomycota; Agaricomycetes; Cantharellales; Hydnaceae
Exons: 5
Coding region: 231-785 (184 amino acids)
Source: RefSeq, a predicted model, not a curated record
GCACUCGUUUCUUCACAUGUCUACUCAUUCGCGAAGGUUGUGCGCGCGCAGAUGAUUCUGCAAGUUCAGGAACUGGUAUCGCGUAUUCAUGCUGUGCAUUGUGGCGUCCUCUCCUGAUGAGCAGCAGGCAGCAUAUAGACCAUCGUUUCGAGUGCACCGCAUUUCUUCGUAGUAUCAUUUUACUAUGCCUGAUAUUUUCGGCAUAAUGAACAUGUCAUUUUGGUAAAUGAAUGAACCGUUUGCUAUGUUGGCGAGAAUCUAAACGUAUGAUCGGUUGUUCGAAGCUGAGGUUGGUCGCACUCAGCUUCUUGCGUUUGAGGAUCCCUACUCCUAUCGAACGGAAGCGUCUCCGCGCAAUUGAAUCACUGACCAGGCAGAGGUGGUGGCCAUCGGGGUGGCUAUGGGGGUCGGAGUCAGGGAUCAUCCGCCCGCCGCAAACAAUAGAGGUCCCGCGCAUAGUGCGCAGAUACAUUAUACGAGGUGAUGACUCAAAUAAGUACUGCUGUUUCGGUCAAGUCUCAUACGACAAGAUGGGGGUGCUGGACUCUCCCUGCUCAUUCAUUUACUUUAAGGACCUACUCCAAUGGCUCGUGUCUUUAUUCCCUGGCAGGCCAAGACGCUGGACGGUAGUAAAGCAAUCUUUGCAUAUACUAGUUACCUAUAAAGUCAUUAACGCUCCGACUUCGGACCCAUUGUUACACUGUUGCAGCACUCAACCUGUUCACUCUGAUUCGCCGAGAAGACACUGUAAAGGCACAUCUUGCAUUCCCCGAGACUUAGUUUAGUGCGUCCGCGCGUGCGAUUGGGUACAGUCUCUUAUACAUAGGACAGCAGGGAGGCACCAUCAGUUGUAGAUUACUUUGCCUCGUCACUCCUUGAC